CAAUAGAUAAGAUGGCACCCUGAGGACAAAACGGUCGCACCACAAUCAAUUGUCUGAGGAUAACGGAUAACGCAGGCCACAGCCCCAGCCAAGAAAAACAGUAAGUAGAACAACUCUGAGGGAGAAGAAGAGAAAUGGAUGCCAACUUGGUAGCUCCCUCCCCACUCUGUCCCAAUUCAUCCUUUCGCCUAAAAAAGCCAUCCUCCAAGACCCAGCCCUUCCUGUUCACCGGUCCGGUCCGUCUCCGACCUCCCACCCUCCGGGCAACCGGACCUUUCCCCAGCACCGACGAUGGGGAGGGCAGCAUGGAUGACAGCAAAGGGAAAGCUGAAGCCACUACAGCACGGCCUCGAUCGCCGCCGACCACUCUCAACAUCAAGUACCGGCGUCGGUCAAGAAACCAAGCGAGGCAAGAGCAGCGGCAAAGCAUCAAAAAGCCCCCACCUCCUAAAGAUUGGGACUCCAUGACGCUGGGCGAGAAGGCGGUGGAGCUCUACAUGGGGGAGAAAGGCGUCCUCUUCUGGCUCAACAAGUUUGCCUAUGCUUCCAUCUUCAUCAUCAUCGGUGGGUGGAUCCUCUUCCGCUUUGUGGGGCCCUCACUAGGCCUCUAUCAGCUUGAUUCAGCUCCAUUAUCUCCAUCCACCAUGUUCAAAAGCUCAUCAUAAACCAUCAAGCUAGCUGAUUUUUACCACCUUCUGCAUCAAUGUUAUCAUCUUGAUCUAUAAGAACCAGCUACUCAUCAAUACUAGCUAGUAUCCAUGCUGCGUA
Messenger RNA from Elaeis guineensis (African oil palm), 768 nucleotides. RefSeq lists its product as uncharacterized. The record is from RefSeq and is a predicted model, not a curated record. Lineage: Eukaryota; Viridiplantae; Streptophyta; Magnoliopsida; Arecales; Arecaceae. Gene Ontology annotation, cellular component: chloroplast.